CCGAGGGUCACUAUAAAAGGCCCCGGGUUUGUUGGCAUGGGUGCAACAACUCCAAGCGUCACCAUGGGCAGGAUCAUCUUGUUCGAGGAGAAGAACUUCCAGGGCCGCUCUUACGAGUGCAGCAGCGACUGCUCCGACAUCCACCUGCACUUGAGCCGCUGCAGCUCUUGCCGGGUGGAGAACGGCUGCUUCGUCCUGUACGACCGCUCCAACUUCGUCGGCAACCAGGUUUUCCUGAAGAAGGGCGAGUACUCCGACCUGGCGCGGGUCGGGACCGUGACCGGCGUCGGGGCGGUGGCACUGGACACCGUUCGCUCUUGCCGUCUGAUCCCGAUGCACAGGGGACAGUUCAGGGUGAAGAUCUACGAGCUGGAGAAUUUCGGCGGCCAGAUGCAGGAGUUGCUGGAGGACUGCGAGUCCCUGCAGGACCGCCUCUCCAUGUCCGACUGCCAGUCCUGCACCGUGCUGGAAGGCCACUGGCUGCUCUUUGAGCAGCCCAACUUCCGGGGACGUGUCAUCUACGUGAGACCCGGCGAGCACAAGAGCCUGCGCGAGAGCGGCCUGAGCAGCGUGAGCAAAAUCAGCUCCAUUAGACGUAUCAUGGAUGUGUGCUGAUUGCCAUUCGUGUUGAAGAAAUAAAAGGAACGAUUACGAAAGACCCCUUUGAAAA
Hippocampus comes (tiger tail seahorse) is the source of this 670-nucleotide messenger RNA. RefSeq names its product gamma-crystallin M3-like. The coding region runs from base 37 to 615 and encodes 192 amino acids. Gene Ontology annotation, molecular function: structural constituent of eye lens. Gene Ontology annotation, biological process: visual perception; lens development in camera-type eye. Lineage: Eukaryota; Metazoa; Chordata; Actinopteri; Syngnathiformes; Syngnathidae. The transcript has 3 exons. The record is from RefSeq and is a predicted model, not a curated record.